Molecule: messenger RNA, 1530 nt
Organism: Solanum dulcamara
Lineage: Eukaryota; Viridiplantae; Streptophyta; Magnoliopsida; Solanales; Solanaceae
Product: probable serine/threonine-protein kinase PBL23
Exons: 5
Coding region: 100-1317 (405 amino acids)
Biological process (GO): protein phosphorylation
Molecular function (GO): protein kinase activity; ATP binding
Source: RefSeq, a predicted model, not a curated record
CUGACAACGGCUGAUCAAACAAGAACUUCAUGAUCGAAAUCAGCUAACAAUUUUUUUUUUGAAAAAAUACAUUCUUGAUGAUUGCUGUGAAUAUUAGGUAUGACAUUGGGUAGCAAGAAGAAAAUGAAGAUGAAUUGUUUUAGAUGUUGUGUUUCAAAGGAGGAAAGCUUUCAUAAAAAGACUUUGAAAAAGAGCAAUCAAGAACAUAAAAACAACAAAUCUCUAUCUUCCUUUGAUAAUCUUUCUAUUAGAACUGAUAGCAGCAGAAGGAAGUACAUAGCAGAAGAAAUAGCAAAACUUGGAAAAGGCAAAAUUUCUGCAGAAAUCUUCUCGUACCUGGAGUUGAAGAUUGCCACUCAAAACUUCAACAACGAUCGAUUGCUUGGUGAAGGUGGCUUUGGAAGAGUGUACAAGGGCCACAUUGAAAGCAAGAAUCUAGAUGUUGCUGUGAAGCAGCAUGACAGGAAUGGUUUCCAAGGAACUCGAGAGUUUCUUGUGGAGGUUCUCAUAUUGAGUCUUCUUCAUCACCCUAAUCUUGUCAAUUUGGUUGGAUAUUGUUCAGAUGGUGACCAAAGAAUUUUAGUAUAUGAAUACAUGCCAAAUGGUUCACUAGAAGACCACCUUCUUGAACUUGGUCCAGAUAGAAAACCACUUGAUUGGGAUACAAGGAUGAAAAUUGCAGAAGGAGCAGCAAAAGGACUUGAAUACUUGCAUGAAAAAGCUAAUCCUCCAGUGAUUUACCGUGAUUUUAAAGCAUCUAACAUACUUUUAGAUGAGAACUUCAAUCCAAAGCUCUCUGAUUUUGGACUUGCCAAGUUAUGUCCAACUGGUGAUAACAGUCAUGUGUCCACAAGGGUCAUGGGAACCUAUGGUUAUUGUGCACCAGAGUAUGCUUCCACAGGACAAUUGACCACGAAAUCCGACGUUUAUAGCUUUGGAGUUGUAUUUUUGGAGAUGAUCACAGGAAGAAGAGUCGUUGACACCUCAAAACCAAGUGAAGAACAGAAUCUUGUUCAGUGGGCACAACCAUUGUUCAGAAACAAGAAAAAGUUUCACUUAAUGGUGGAUCCAUUGUUGGAAGGGAACUAUCCAAGGAAGGGACUGUAUCAAGCACUAGCAAUUGCAGCAAUGUGCCUACAAAAUGAAGCCAGUGUUCGUCCGUUGAUCAGUGAUGUAGUCUCUGCUUUGGCGUUUCUAGCAGGGAACAAGAAAAAGGAGAAGGGCGAGGACGAGGAGGAAACUGCAGACACUCCAAAAACCCCAUUGCAAAGUAAUACAGAUAACAUUGGAACUAAUGAAGCUAGUGUUGAUACAUAACAAAACUGAAGCCUUCUAAGCAUAAUCAACACUUUUUUCUUGUGAAGUUUCUGCAGAUUUUGUACAGCGGGUCAAAAAGUUUAGAAGGCUAAUGUAUAUACAAUGCAUAUAGAUGACCAAAAUCAUGUAGCUUUUCAAGUUUAUUCAAAGAUAGUACAUGACUAAAGUUCAAUCUAUCAAUGUUAAAUGGACAACUUACCUAUAUAUGAAAAA